Messenger RNA from Liolophura sinensis, 4845 nucleotides. RefSeq names its product dynein regulatory complex protein 11-like. The transcript is spliced from 18 exons. The record is from RefSeq and is a predicted model, not a curated record. Bases 101 to 2626 code for a protein of 841 amino acids. NCBI's taxonomy places the organism in Eukaryota, Metazoa, Mollusca, Polyplacophora, Chitonida, Chitonidae. Gene Ontology annotation, molecular function: ATP hydrolysis activity; ATP binding.
CCGACGCGUGUUCAUCAAUGUAAACGGCUUCACAUAAGCUUUAGCGAGCAUACGCAGUGUUUUCUCCCUAUGGAACAGAAGUAGACAUUUGCCUUGGAAUAUGUCGCAUAGUACUUAUGGCCGACAAUGGACGGAGGCCCAGGCAGCUAUUGCCGACCUGCUUGUGCAAGAAAUGCCUGCAGAGCCUCCAAAGCCAGAGAAGGAUCGUAUGGCAGCAUUUCAGCUUCUAGCAACAAUGUAUAUUAAAUAUAUACAGAUUUUCCGAAAACUGGAACAGUGCUAUGAUCAGAUUGUUCACCCACAAAAGAGACGUAUUCUUCGUCACUGUUUGGAUGGCACAAUGGGAAGAAUUUUGGAGAUAAAACAUGAAAUGGUCAACCUUGAAUUUUCAGAGUUUCAUUACUUUGAUGAUGUCCUGUCUGAUCUGAAGUUGACACCUAAUGAUGUAGAAAUGCCAAUCCCAAAAUACUUCACCAAUGAGAGAGCCAAAGCUCUGAAGGAGAGAGAGAAAGUUCUUGGCCAAAUUCUGGCCAAAAUGGGACCCAAAGAAAAAGAAACAGAGAAAAAUGAAAUGAAAAUGUCUGUAGAAGAGGCCAUCCAUAUGAUCCAAGUGCAUGAAAGGGCCAGGCAAGGUAGACUCCGUGCCAAAUUUAUGAAGGACAUUCGACAACAAGAAGAGCGUGAGAGACAGGCUGCCACUCAGGGUGCACCAACUCUUGAUCCAGAUGUUGCUGCCAUACGAAUUCAGAAGGUUUGGAAGGGGUUUUCACAGAGACGCAGAACAAAACGAGAAAGAGAAGAUGAGAUGGUCUUCAUUGGCAUGUUCCCACCUCCGUUACCCACACACCAGAAGAACACCCCACAGGCAUUGGCAGUGAAGACAGAGAAUCAGAGGAGAAUCACCCAGGAUAUGCAUGAGCAGGAAUACCAGCAGGCCUUGGAAACCAUCAAGGAUAAGAUCCGGGAGACGGAGGGACCAGACAUGAAAGAAACCAUGCAGGAUCAGAUUAGGCAAUGGUUCAUAGAGUGCAGAGAUGCCACAGGUAAAUUUCCGGAGUACCCAGAUGAAGAUGAUGGUGGAUCAGCUCUAAUUUUUAAAGAGAAAGAUCCAGCAGAGUUGGAAGAAGAAAUGAAAGCAAAAGCAGAAGACAAAGGCAAAGGCAAAAAGGACAAAAAGGAUAAAAAAGACAAGAAGAAAGAUAAGAAAGAUAAAAAAGGAAAGAAGGGCAAAGGAAAAGAUGAUGAGGAGGAAGAGGAAGGAUGGAAAAUGGCACCCUCCAAUUUUGUGCCAGCUGUUGAUGAAGCCACCAAGGAAUACAAAGGUGUGUGGGAGCCCAGGGAUGAAACUGAGAACUUUGCUCAAAAGCAUGAUUCUGAGUUAAUAAAAGAGCAAAAGCGUAAAGAAGUCGAGGAAGAAGUGCGUUUACAGGUGGAUGAGCUGAUGAGGCAAGAGCUGAAAAACUUGAAAAUGGCUGUAGAUCGAGACAAGGGAAAGAAAGGAAAGAAGUCUGGGAAGAAGAAGAAGGGGAAGAAGAAGAGUGGUAAAAAGAAGGGAAAGAAAGGAAAGAAGGAGAAAGACCUCACACCUGACAGAACAAUGGACUCUUUGUACGAGGAACUGGUUAGCCAAGGCAUCCUGGUCCGUUGCAACAAACUUUCCCUCUCAGACUACGAAGGAGAGUACAAUUACCUGGGUACAACACUCAGACAGGCCAGCAUUGAACCUAUGCCUUCACUCAGUGAUGUUCGCAGGGUUGUCACAGAGUUUGCCAUCCUUCCACUCGGGUCCCCUGCUGUCCACGAGAGAGCUCCCCUGAUCAAAUCCAUGCUAAUUGCUGGCCCACGCGGCACUGGAAAAAGGAUGCUUGUUGAGGCCAUCUGCAGCGAAGUGGGAGCCAACCUCAUAGAUCUGUCAGCUACCAACCUUGUCGAAAAGUACCCUGGCAAAGAUGGACUCAAAAUGCUUAUGCAUCUUAUUUUCAAGGUGGGAAGAGCCUUGCAGCCCACAGUGUUCUACGUUGGAGAAUGUGAAAAAAUGUUUAAGAAGAAGAUACCAAAAACUGACCCAACUGACCCAAAGAGGUUGAAAAAGGAACUGCCUAAAGCUUUGAAAACCAUCAAACCAGAAGACAGAAUUAUGCUAAUUGGGACCUCAAGAUGUCCAUUUGAGGCAGAUAUGAAACCCCUGACAACAUGCUAUCAAAAAAUAAUUUUAGUUCCAAGACCAGACUACGCUACCAGACAUUUGCUGUGGCGACGUAUGAUCACCAAACAUGGUGGUGUCCUGGGUCCAACACUGGACAUUAGCUCCCUGUCCAAAGUGACCGAGGGCUACACACCUGGCCACAUGGUGACUGCUAUCCAUCAGGUCCUCACUGACCGCCGCAUUCAGACUCUAUCCAAAAAGCCUCUCCAAGCAGUGGAGUUCAUCUCUCCUCUAGCUAGGAUUGACCCCAUAUACAAGGAGGAAGAGGAGGCUUUUACAGAGUGGUACAAGAAAACACCUCUGGGUAAGAAAAGGGCCAAGGCAGCUGCUGGGGAUGAGGAUGACGGUGGCAAGGGAGGUAAAGGCGGCAAAGGCAAGAAGAGCGGGAAGAAGGGGAAAAAGGGCAAGAAGAAGAAAUAGGCCAAAACAACGCCACUUCACUGAUAUGUGGGCUGACAGCUUAACCAUGUAGAACUGCAUGUACAAAGCAUCUGUGAUAUUUACAAAAUUGUGACCAGUGUCAUUUUAAAGAAAACAAUUUGACUGAAAUCAUGACAAGGAAGUGGUGUCCUGAAAUUUUAAUAAAAUGUAAAUAAUAAAAAAGGUAAACAUCCUAAGAUAACUCCAGUUUGUUGUCAGUUAGGACUUGAUUUGUUUGACAAUCAUGGGUGUAUAUUCCAUAAGGUGACUCUUUAAUAUGUGUGCUAUUAAGGAUGAAAAGACGGGUGGAGAUUAUUUAGAAUAUGGUUACCAACUUGUUGAAAUUUCUCAACUAAGAACACACACUUGAUAAACAGAAGAAGUCUUGUAAUACUGGAUACUACAUGAUUAAGUACAUAUGCUUUAAUAAAAAGGCAUCAGUGAGGAACAUGCAGUAACACAAAAAUAAUUUCACAACACAUGAAAAUGUUUGUCGACCUGACCAUUUUAUUUUUAACCAUAUUUUUAACCUGAAAAACAAGUGCAAGUAGACGAACAAUGGUAUUUAGUAGUGUCAUGUAUAUAAUUAAAACUGGGCCCGGUUUCAUGAAGCACUCUUAACGUUACAUUCACUUAACUACCACAGCAACCAGUACUGUAGGUAAUACAUAGUCAUGGUAGUUGCAAGCUUGUAAUGUCAAGACGCUUCGUGAAACCAGGCCCAGGAUGUUAAAGCCAACUGCAUAGGCUUCAAGUCUGAGAAACUUGAAAAGGUAACUUGAGAUCGAUUAGAAUUAUGAUGGUAACCACGAUUUUCUAUUUUUAAAGAGGUACAUGUCAUUCAGUGCCAAUGUAAAAGACUAGAUUAUAUGAAUAAAGCCUUACAGAAAAUAACUGACACAGUGGUUGUGAAAAAAGAUUUAAAAUGUACAACACCAUUUAAUCGAUAAGUCUUUGGUAGAUUCCAUCCUAUUUGCCUUGUGAGACAUAAAUAUAUUCCUGAUGUGACGUGAAUAAGACAGAUAUAAUGUGGAGUUAACAUUAUAGCUGACAUUGAUGAACAAAUGUCACUUUAACAUUCCACUCUGUAAGAAACAGGAAGCCAAAUAUGUAACUGUCCGUAUACAUUUUACAGCAAAUUUAAAAUCACCACCAUAACAUCUAUACCCAGUAUGUUUUAGCUAUCAAGAGAAGGACUUAAACCUCUGCAUUUCACCCAAAAAUGUAAUAAAAAUACAUGUACUCUGCAACCUUUUCAAUGUUUCCAAGUUGUUUAGUCAAGCAUAUUUUGAGAGGGUUACACUGUGAAGACUUUCAUUUCUUGAACGCCUGGAAUUUGGCCAACCCAACCAAGUUUCGUCAAAAUCAAUUUAUAAAGGUCCAUAAAAUGCACUGGAAGUGGUUCUUUCAUAGUUGAAAGGGUUGAGGAAUUAUGGUCGGGUAGUGAAGACAUGGGCCUGUCACUCACAAACUUUCACUUGAUUAAAACCACAUGUACAGCUUUAUUAAAUCUUUCAGAUUCAACUAAAAAAAUAAAUAAAAUCUGAAUGUAUAUUAUAAACACCCUGGAGCAAAAUUCUUGGGGCACUAAUACAUUCUUGAAAGGCUUUGACAUUUUCACUAAUACAUAUACCCUGGCUAUUUUUCAGCACUUAAAUUGUGGUGAUUUGGAAAAGCCUUUAUAAUUGGAUAUAAAAAGUCCAUGACACUUGCUCUGAGAAUGGUAAUGUUGAACAUAAUAUGUUUCUGCAGUAUACUUCCUACUUGAACUCACGGCAACCAUUUCCAUACAUCAAAUAGUAGUAUGUACAUGUAUAUAAAAAUACUUAACCCACAAUAUAUAAACCUUACCAUAAAACCCACUGUUUUGCAAGGACGUUGCAACUGAUCUAUAUGAUCACCCACACAAGUACAUUCAUGUAGUACAUGUCCAUAAUCACCCACAGUAGGUAUUACCAACAAAAAUUUAAAACAUUCACAGUCUUAAAAGAAUACUGCAACCUGCACAUACACACCCAUACUCAUUCAAUAUUGAAAAAGCCAUAAAAUAUUCAGUUUUAACACAUGAAUACUGCUCUAUAGAAAUACACAUACAUACAUGUACACAUACAUUUAAGACGAUAAAAAGCAUUUACCAUUUUACAAAUAUAGUUAAAUACAAUGGGGAGACAGCACUAGUGUGAAGCAGGGUCUUGAGCCAUUGUUAUGUCAUAAAUGGA